Messenger RNA from Lymnaea stagnalis (great pond snail), 5974 nucleotides. NCBI's taxonomy places the organism in Eukaryota, Metazoa, Mollusca, Gastropoda, Lymnaeidae. The record is from the annotation of a GenBank genome assembly.
GUUGUAACUUUCCGAUGUAGCCGGCACACUCUCAGUGAUAAUGAUGAGUUCUAUGAUUGGACUAGUUGACUUUUGAAGAAAUAACCAGCUUCGAUUAAAUUAAAAAGAUAUUGCGAAAAUGCAAUUAUUAUCAUUAUGUAAUAGGCAUAUUACCAUUUCACCUAUUUUACCCAUCGCCAUUGUGUUGAUACUUUUUCUAUGCUCGACCAGUGCACAACAGACAGGAGAAAAGAAAAAGAAAAAUGCCGGUACAACCGACGGUGAUAAUCCAGAUAGUAAGGAAUAUAUUGACAAACUCAAGCAAAAGCAGUUGGUAACUCGAGUUGUGGUAUGUGUAAAGCGUAAUAUAAAUUAUUAGAACCUUAUACACUUAUCAUACUAAUUCAAACUAGGCCUACGUAGCCUACUGUAGACUGUAGACAGUGUAGUGUACUGUAGGCCUACUGACUGUAGUGUAGGGUAUGCCUACUUCUACUUAUAGCCUACUAUAAAUUAUAAAAUAAACUAUUAGUACUAUUAGCCUACAUUUUACUAUUUAGAAAUAUACUUUACUUUAAAAAAACGUAUGUUACUUAUUUUUAUAUAAAUAUCAAAUGUCAAAUAGCUGGCCUAAUAAAACUAUUUCGAUGUUUUGCAAUAUUUGAUUGAGUGCUAGUAUAGUUAUAUCAGGCCUAAUAUUAACUUUAAUAAAAUUGUUGUAAUUUGUAAUCUAAAUAGUGAUAGUCAGAGAGCCAACUUGUAUUAUAAUAAUAUUUAUAUAAAAUAAAGCUAGGCCUAUGGUCUGUAGACAGCUAGUGGCAUAGCUAAGGUUAGUGCUGCCCAAGGUAGGGGGGUGGUGUGUCAAGAUUUUUGCUGUCCCCAUUCCAUGAAGAAAACUCUGCAGUUGGCCAAAUGAUGUCUCUCCUCCACAAAUGGACUUCCCCCUUCCACAACCUCUCCCUACGCCACUGCCUAAUGUUUCCUGUCACGGACUCCAUUCUACAGACUACUCUUCUACUCUGACUACAACAGUACAGUAGUAGAGUUAAGAUAGCCUACACAAUCAGAAAAUGGUUACAUCUUUAACAUAUUUUCAGUGGAGCAGCUAGAGUUGUAAUGUUCAAGGUGGUCCUUAAUUUUUUUUUAAAAAUGGGUGGGAGGGGGUGGGGGGUAACAAAGGGGGAACCCAUGAACCCGCCAUGGGUUCCAACUUCAGGGGUGAUUGAUAUUGUCAAUUUUCAUGUAAAAUUUAAAUAUUUGUGUUAAUAUUAAAUGUUUUAAAUGUAUUGUGCCAUAAUUCAGGCUUUGCCCCUGGCACAGCUUUUGCAUGCCACAACUCUGCAUAUAUAUUUGCAGAAAGUGAUAAAAGCGGUCACCCUUAAAUGAUGUUGCACUAUUUUGGCUGAUUUUUGACCAUCUACCCUCAACUGACACAUGACCUCCUUUAUAGCUUGCCCCUAAAUUGGAUGCAAUUUGCAGGACUUCCUCUGUUGGUCUUUGUCUGCAUGUAUAAUAAUAUGCUAUAGAUUAUAUGGUGUUACUGUAGUCUGGCAAUUGUGGUAAUUGAAACACAUGUCCUUAAGGGCUGAUGUUGGUAUUCAGUCUGGUGCUGUGCGGUUGAGUUGCAAGUUUAGUUGGUUAUGGCUAUGUGCAGGCAAAAGAUCAGGACUUGUACUUGAAGAAAUCAAUUUAAAAUUAACUUAAAUAUUUUGUAUAUGAAUACAUUUUAUUUUAAUAUUUAUUAUAUUGAUUAUUAUAAUUAUUUUCAUUAACAGACAAUUGAAUAGAUUAACUACCUAAAUUUUAACUUUAUACAAUUCAAUUAAUGACACAGAAUGUGUUCUCAAAGUCUGCAAAAGAAGUCAUUUAAUUAUUAAGAUUUACACUAUUAAAGUAAAAAAUCUGUAUAGCAUAAUUCCUGCUGGAAAGAAUCAUUGUAGAACAGUCCAUCGAAUGGAACUCCCCCUAUAUAUAUAUUUUAUAGACUACAAAAAGGCCUUAGAUAGCCUGAACCUACAAACCUUGUGGAAACUUCUUCGGCACUAUGGAGUACCAGGGAAAUUAGUCAGGAUCAUUCAGAGCUCUUAUGAAAAAUUGACAUGCAGGUUGGUCCACGAAUGUAGACUCACAGAUUCCUUUACAGUCAAAACAGGAGUCAGACAAAGAUGCCUCUUGUCCCCAUUUCUAUUCAUCCUUGCCAUUGACUGGAUAAUGAAAAAAUCCACAGACAAAAAGAGGAAUGGGAUGCAGUGGACACUCUGGGAACAACUGAAUGAUUUAGACUUUGCAGACGACAUUGCACUUCUGUCCCACAACCAGCAACAAAUGCAGGAAAAGACAAAAGACGUAGCCACCAUUUCAGCACAGCUUGGACUCAAUAUAAAUAAAAGCAAGACAAAAAUCAUGAAGGUAAUCUCAUCCAACCAAGAACAUAUUUGUCUGGCAGGAAAGGCACUGGAAGAAGUUGAGACCUUCAAUUAAUUAGGCAGCACCAUAGACACAAAUUGCGGAUCCGAUGCGGAUGUAAGGGGCAUAAUUGGAAAAGCUAGAUCAGCAUUUGUGCUACGGUAUUAAAGAAAAUAUGGGAGUCGAAGGAGCUGAAACUGCAAACCAAAGUCAGAAUCUUUAAUACAAAUGUCAAAAAAGUCCUACUAUAUGGUGCAGAAACUUGGAAAACAACAGUGAGCUUUAUGCAGAAAGUUCAGACAUUCAUUAACACAUGCCUAAGAAAGAUCCUGAAAAUCAAAUGGCCAAAACUAUUACCAACAAAGAUCUACUAGAAAGGACAUACCACGUGCCCAUUGAUGAAGAUAUCAUAAAGAACAGGUGGAGGUGGAUAGGCCAUGUGCUCCGAAAACCCCCAGAUAGCACCACCAGACAAUGCCUAACAUGGAACCCACAGGGAAAAAGAAAGAGAGGAAGAUCCUAAGAAUACAUGGAGACGCGAGCUAGAAGCAGACACGCAAAAUAUGGUAUACACCUGGAAGCAAUUGGAAAGGAAAGCACAGGAUCGUGAUGAGAGGAAAAUUAUUAUAGACGUCCUAUGCCUCAGACAGGGUAGAAAGGCAUAAGUAAGUAUAACUAGUAUAAGUCCUGCUGAUAUUUCUGUACCAAUUUUUAUUAUUUUUUUUAUAUGUUGUUUUAAAAAUCAUUCCUGUCUGAUUAAAUUGGGUAUUUAAGCGGAAUUAUUGCAAUAAAUGAUUAAUUAUUAUUUCUUUUUUUUUUACAUUUUAGCACAAGCCUGAUGAUUGCAACAUAUUAUCAGAAGUUGGAGAUGAAUUAUACGUUCAUUACACAGUAUGAAAAUUAGAUUUUUUUUAAUAUUAAUACCAUUAUCAUUAGAAUGUCAAAUAUAGCAGUUUAAAUUUUUUUUUUAUUGUUAAUAGCUUCAAGCAUUUGAAUUUUUAAAUUUUUCCCCACUAUUAAUGCAAUCCCAUAUUAUGAACCCCAAAUUAUAAUGUUGUAGUAGCAAGGUUUAACUGCAUAUUAUAUUGGGUUGGCUGUUUAUUUUAUCAGCUGAUUCAGUAACAAUCGUUCUCUGUUUUAAGGGCUAUCUUGACAAUGGUAAAGUAUUUGAUACAUCAGAACAGGGUGAAAAGAAUCCCAUCUCCUUCAAGCUAGGCAGUGGUCAAGUUAUACCUGGUAAAAUAAUUGCUUUUGAAUCUUUUCAAGUAGGAUAACUUAAUUUAUUUUCUGAUUGCAUCAAAUAGGAGAUGUUUAAGAAAAAGAUAGAUGUGCCUUGAUUAAGUUUAAGUGUAGCUUAAAUAAUCUGGAUUUUCCUCUGUUUUGCGGGAGUGCAUUUAUGGACCAAAAAAUAUUUUUCCAUAAUACCAUAGCAUAAAAAUGGUUAUGAUUACAUAAAACAUAUAUUAAAUUUUAAAGAUUAAUUUACGAACUGUUAAAAAUUCUAAAUGUGUAAUCUAUGCUACUUUCUUAUGCUUUCACUCACAGGCUGGGAGCAAGGAAUGCAGGGCAUGUGUCAAGGGUAACUUUUACUUAUUUUUUUUAUUUCCUUUAUAUCAACUUCGCUUUUGUUCAUGUAUUACUUUGUGGCAGAAAUAUCUUCUGAAGGCUAAAUGACCCACUUCACGUCAUCCUAUCAAGCUGAAACGUGGCACUUACACUCUUUGCUGAUGACAACACAUGUUUUCAAAUUUUUAGCCCCACCCCCAAUCCCCAAAAAUCAGUUUUCCCGUUUUUCAAGUGUGUAGGGAUGAUUUUUUUUCAAUGAGUGCAUGUUUUGAUGUGCAAAUUUAUUGUGUAUCUGUUGCUAUGUGCUUAGUAUUUGUGAUGUGUUUGGUUAUAAAAAGGAUUUAUGUGAAAACUUUAUUUUUAGAGGUUGGUUUAUUAUAUCGAUUAAAAAAACUGGCAACAGAUUUAAUAUAUAUAAAAAAAUUUUUUUUGUUCCAGCAUAAUUUUAAGCCAAUUAUAAUCAUCACACCAUCUAAUAAGAAUUGCUUGAAACAAUUAUAAUGAUUAGCUUUCAGUCUUAUAACUCUUUUAUAAGAUAGGCCUUGAAUAAUUUGAUCAUCCUUUAUUUAAAACAAAUAAGGGGGCAUGCAAAAAGCUAUUCAAAUGAAAGACAUCAAGACAUUGUAUUUCAGUGAGAGGCGCCGCCUUGUUGUCCCCCCAUCUCUUGCCUAUGGUUCAGCAGGAUUUCCUCCAGUCAUACCGCGUAAGUCAAAUUGAAAUUAGCAGCUCUUAAACUCAAGACGACACUUUUAACAGUAGUUUAGUAAGUAAGCUGAUCUAACACUGGAAUAAGAUAUUGUUUGCCUAAAAAUUUUGUGAGACAUUUCACUUAUUUUAAAAUAAUUUCAAAAAGAAAAAAAAAAAUGUUAUCCUGCUCUACAGCUGAUGCCACUCUCAUGUUUCAAGUUCAUCUGGUUCAGCUGGUUAAAAAAACAGGCUUAAGCAUGCUGACCAACCCGGAGGAGUACUUCCAGCUGUUAAAAUUGUUGGCUGCCCCUGCCUUUGUGGGGUAUGUCUGUUACUACCUUUAUCGUCAGUACAUGAAUGAAACUGCUAAGGCAAAGGAGAUGAAGCGGCAGUCUGGCAGCAAAAAAUACUCGAAAAGGAAGUAGUUGAUGAUGGAAAAAUAGGAACUUUGUUUUAGAGUUUGAUUUGAAAUUUUGUUUUGUUUUUUUUUGGAUGCAACCUUUUAAUGGCUUGUAUUAAUUCAUGGUAAAAUUUAUUGGUCAAGAAUUUAAUGAAAUAAUUUCUUAUUUGAACUAUUGAAACUAUUUAUUUAUUUAGUAUUUAAAAGUUUUAAGUUCAUCAAUCUUCAUCCUUUGGAUUUGUUUUUCUAUCAUGUAAGACUAAAGAACAAUCUAUUUAUUCUAAAUAUUAGAAUAAAUAUAAAAGAAAAUGAAAUUUUUAAAUUAUAUCUUUAUUAUUUUUACUUAAUAACACUAAAAAGGACACUUAUUUAUAAGCCUUACAGCAUAAAAAUCUUGUGUACAUUUGCCUGAUUAUUGUUGACUAGAAAUGUUGGCACUCUCUAUGUUACUAUUUCCUCUCUGAAAGAAGGGCAUUAUGUUAAUGGGGAUGCAAUGAGAAUGUCAAAAUCAUGUGAUAAUCACUUCAACGAAGUUUGCCUACUCCUAAAGUGCAUUAUUAGUAAAAUGUCAUUUAUCAUGGUGAGAUAAAAUUGUAAACUAAAAUUAUUUAUUUCCAUAUUAUUUGACUGAAAUACACCAUUGCCAUUUAUAUGGAUUGCAGUUAGAUGGAACUAUGUUUUUACCGAUAAUUCUUUUUUUGUUUUACUUUUACUUUUACACCUCAGAUCCCCUCGUUACAAAAAAAAUAAAUUAAAAAAAUUGAAAAAAUAUAUUUUACUACCAGUACCAUGUUUUUUACAGUAUUGCUCAAGCAAGGUGUGCAUUAUAUUUUUAAUUAAAUAUAAAAGAUUGACCAAAACAGCUUUAAUUGAUUUUGCUAGAGCCAAAAUAUAAUGAGGUUAUCCUUUUCUUUUUAUAGACUUCAAGUUGCAUGC